UCAGUGAGUUGCACCAAACUCGUUUGACUCAUCUACGUGCUACGUGCACAACUUGCUUCGCGCCAACGAUUUAAACAAUUUCAAUUCAUUGGAUCUCUCUCUCUCUCUCUCUCUCUCUCUCAGUUCGAACGUUCGGCUGCUCAAAUUCAGCUUCUGAUCGCAAAAUCUCAACCUUAACAAAUACGAAUUCCACAAUUGAUCAACAAUGUCGACAGUCAAAUCAAGCGCAAAGAAACGAGUCUCCGAGUCCGAAGCUUCAAAAUUAGAGAAACUGAAGCGAGUCGUCGCGGACGACUUCGAUGCAGAUCUCUCCAAUGAUAUCAAUGGCAUCAUGUCCGCAUUGCAACAGAUCAGAGAGAAAGCGCAUAAGGACGGCCAGAAGAAGAACGAAGAGACCAUUUCAAGUGUUUCUUCAGAGAUCAAAUUUAAGCUUGAUGAAUUGAAGGUCAAAUUUGAGAAAGAAAGGCAAAGUCUUGCCAAGGCACUUUCAAAGAGCUCAAAGGAGUGUGAAAACUUACUGAAGAAUGAGACAGCCAAGUACCAAGCAGUUCAUGAGAAAUUUUGCAAGGAGAAAGCUGCACAUCUGCUGGCCUUAAAAGAUACUAUCUCCAAACAUGAAGAAGAGAAAGAAAGGCUUUUCAUGCGAUAUGAACAACAGAGGAAGAAAGAGAAGAGUAUGCUCUCCGAACAUGAGAAAGCCUGUGCAAAUAAAAUUGCUGAAUUGGAUGAGUCCUUGACUAAGAAGAAGCAGGACGACAAAACAUUUAGUGUUUUGAGAAAGACUUUGGGUUCGUUCCUUGGAAACGCCUCACAUGAGGAUUUCCCACCCGAUGAUUGAAGGUGUUAUUCUAGAAGACUAAUCUUUUCGCUGUGCAGUUGCUCUGAAAGACUGGUGCCAUAAACAUACAUCUGUAAUCUGCAAUCGACUCUUUCAUCACUUAGCUAAUGAUUUUCUUGUCCUGAGGAACAGAACUUGAACUCUUGUGCUAUGUGGAUGGUUGUACAGCUUGCAGUCUGUUUAAAUCUCUUCUUAUUUUAACACUUCAUGAUCAAGAAUAUAGUUUCCAUUGAAGGUGGGACUAAAUUUGUGGCUUUUGUCGAGUAAAUAUGUUAAUUUCUAUUGCAAUGACUGGUGGUUACCCGCAAAAAAGUAAUUGUAUUUUAAAUUUUGUUUUGGAACAAAGCUAUAUUGAGUGUAAUGGUAACAUUAGGGAUGAUAAAUGAAUAUAACAGCUUGAGCUCGGCUUGUGUUUGACUCCUUAAAA
This is a messenger RNA of Camellia sinensis, 1265 nucleotides long. RefSeq lists its product as uncharacterized. Lineage: Eukaryota; Viridiplantae; Streptophyta; Magnoliopsida; Ericales; Theaceae. The record is from RefSeq and is a predicted model, not a curated record.